CUCACUUCUAGGUGACUUGUUACAAUUGAAAUUUUCUGUAAUGUAGAUCAAGCCUAACUAAGUGAGCCAUGGUUUGCUGCGUUUUUCUUUUUUUUAGUUAUAAGGUUGUUCAACAUGAGGGAUGGUGUCAUAUCUUCUCAACUAUUAGAUACUCCAUAUUGACAAAGUUUCGCCCCUGCUCCUAAGCCAGCUGAUCCUGGUUUUUAAGACCUGCUGGAUGGCUGCUGUGUAUUCUCAUCCUGUUUCUUGUCUAGCAUGGCUGUGGAAUUUCCUUUAGUCCUCUAUGACUGUAAGUUUGAAAAGAUUAAGUGGAUCUAUGACCGGGAAGUUCAGGAGUUCAAUGUUACCCACCUUCAGCAACUAUGGGCUAAUCAUGCUGUGAAGACUCAGAUAUUGUACAGUAUGCUACAAGGCCUGGACUCUGUUGCACUGCCCUGUGGAACAGGACCAAAGAUGGAUGGAAUGAUAGAAUGGAGAAAUGUUAAGCCCUCUGUCAUGAAGCAGACCAGUGCCUUUGUAGAAGGAGUGAAAAUGCGCACUUAUAAGCCCCUAAUGGAUCGUCCUAAAUGCCAAGGAUUAGAAUCCCGGAUCCAGCAUUUUGUACGUAGGGGACGCAUUGAACACCCACAUUUAUCCCAUGAGGAAGAAACAAAAGCCAAGAGGGACUGUAGUGACACACGAGAGGAAGAAAAUACUGUUUUUGAGAAACCAACGAAGAGAAUUUGUGUUGAUGCAGAACUUAAAAGCAUCAUUUAACCAUAGAAAACUCACCAAGAUCUAGGAGGCAACAAAGCACCAUUAGCCUAAAGAAGUUUUUUUUUGAAAAUUGACCUGUUUUUAUUUUUCAAAACCAAAAUACAAGACAACAUUUUUUUUUUCCAUCUACAAUUCAGUUAUUUCCAAAUAUUGUAAGACCAAACAGAAUCCCGGGCCCUGAGCAGGAAAUUAAAAUGAGAUGCUGAAGUCACACAAAGGUGAAUGCUGAAGACUGACAUUCCAGCUGUAGGCCACAAGUCUUCCAUUCAAACACACUCUUAAUUCUUUUCCUUUCACAGUUUGUUAGUGUUUUACAGGAAGUUCUUUAAAAUAAUUUCAUCUCAAAUACUAGGUUUCUUCAAUGAUACACAGCUCCAUGAAAUCUGUGUCUCCAUCUGAUUGACAGGAAUAAAAAGCAAUUUUUGUCUUUUUUGGAAUCAGCCAGAUUCUUUAAUAAAUCAGGAAAGGAGAGAGAAGAUCUGGGUUGUGCUGGGUGCUGUUUCUACUUGUCUUUCAAGAAUGUGACUUUAGAAGCAUUAAAUCACAGUCUUGCCACUACAAUGAUUAGUACUAGUAAUCUUUUUUUUAGAUGAUAAAAAGGAAAACAUCCAAUGGACAUAAAAAAGGUCAAAAACUG
Messenger RNA from Odocoileus virginianus texanus, 1393 nucleotides. The record is from RefSeq and is a predicted model, not a curated record. NCBI's taxonomy places the organism in Eukaryota, Metazoa, Chordata, Mammalia, Artiodactyla, Cervidae.